Messenger RNA from Nomascus leucogenys (northern white-cheeked gibbon), 1843 nucleotides. It is a transcript of the gene OSR2, whose product is annotated as odd-skipped related transciption factor 2. Gene Ontology annotation, biological process: embryo development; urogenital system development; regulation of transcription by RNA polymerase II. Gene Ontology annotation, molecular function: RNA polymerase II transcription regulatory region sequence-specific DNA binding; DNA-binding transcription factor activity, RNA polymerase II-specific. Gene Ontology annotation, cellular component: nucleus. NCBI's taxonomy places the organism in Eukaryota, Metazoa, Chordata, Mammalia, Primates, Hylobatidae. The record is from RefSeq and is a predicted model, not a curated record.
ACUCCCGGCCUGGGGCAGCCUGGGGAGGGACGCGGGCGGGGACGGAGCUCGGCGUGCUUGCUGCUGGAGGGUGAUGGCCCUGCAAGGCUGUGGGCUCCGACCUCACCCGGAGUCGGCAGCGAGAGGUUCGCAGAAGAGCGAGGUUCUGGGCGAGCGCUGAACGCCGGCCCCAAGCACGCCGGGUCUUUACACGGUCCGCGUCCACAGACUCUGACGAAGACGUGGAUCUGCUCUCGCUUUAGCUGCUCGCGGUCCUCCAGAUCAUGUCCACGACUCCUGCGACCCCGCGCGGAAAAAAAAGUUUGCCAGGCGUGGACUCCAUGACCUUUCCAAGCUGUGCGCCUCGCUGCCUGGACCGGGUCUGAGCGCGGCUGCCCAGGCUGACCUUUCUGCGGGAGGGCUUUCUCUACGUGCUGUUUUCUCACUGGAUUUUUGCCGGAGCCCCACGCCCUCCCGCCUCUGAUUCCUGGAAGAAAGGGGUGGUCCCCUCAGCCCCCCAGCAUCCCGGAAAAUGGGGAGCAAGGCUCUGCCAGCACCCAUCCCGCUCCAUCCGUCGCUGCAGCUCACCAAUUACUCCUUCCUGCAGGCCGUGAACACCUUCCCGGCCACGGUGGACCACCUGCAGGGCCUGUACGGUCUCAGCGCAGUACAGACCAUGCACAUGAACCACUGGACGCUGGGGUAUCCCAAUGUGCACGAGAUCACCCGCUCCACCAUCACGGAGAUGGCGGCGGCGCAGGGCCUCGUGGACGCGCGCUUCCCGUUCCCGGCCCUGCCUUUUACCACCCACCUAUUCCACCCCAAGCAGGGGGCCAUUGCCCACGUCCUCCCAGCCCUGCACAAGGACCGGCCCCGUUUUGACUUUGCCAAUUUGGCGGUGGCUGCCACGCAAGAGGAUCCGCCUAAGAUGGGAGACCUGACCAAACUGAGCCCAGGGCUGGGUAGCCCCAUCUCGGGCCUCAGUAAAUUGACUCCGGACAGAAAGCCCUCUCGAGGAAGGUUGCCGUCCAAAACGAAAAAAGAGUUUAUCUGCAAGUUUUGCGGCAGACACUUUACCAAAUCCUACAAUUUGCUCAUCCAUGAGAGGACCCACACGGACGAGAGGCCGUACACGUGUGACAUCUGCCACAAGGCCUUCCGGAGGCAAGAUCACCUGCGGGAUCACAGAUAUAUCCAUUCCAAAGAAAAACCCUUCAAAUGUCAGGAGUGUGGGAAAGGAUUUUGUCAGUCUAGAACUCUGGCAGUUCACAAAACUUUACACAUGCAGGAAUCUCCACACAAAUGUCCCACAUGUGGAAGAACCUUUAAUCAGAGAAGUAAUCUGAAAACUCACCUUCUCACCCAUACAGACAUCAAGCCCUACAGCUGCGAGCAGUGCGGCAAAGUGUUCAGGCGAAACUGUGAUCUGCGGCGGCACAGCCUGACUCACACCCCGCGGCAGGACUUCUAGAGAAGCCCAGGAUCUGUCCCCUGCCGCCGCUGCUUCCCUCCCCAGACACCUCUCCACGUCUCCUACCCGGGGGGUCGCAUCCCUAGCCCUUCACUGACCCCAGCUCUUCCCUUGCUGCAGCCGCACUGCAGCUCCAGGGAGUUAACUCUUCUUCUGGGGGACUGAGAACUGUAGAAAGCCACACACUACAUCCCUUCACAAAGAGUAUAUGCUAGUUUCUUGUAGAUAUUCACAGCUCAUUUUAGAGCUCUGUACAUAAUGUUGUGGGUCUUUGUUUUGUUGUUUUGUUUGUUUUUGGAUCUUGUUGGAUGCACCUAGAUAUGGAAAAUGGAAGCCAAAUUUUAUCUUUAAAGACUGUAUUUUCAAAAUAAAACUUUUUCUUGUUUGUUUCAA